Messenger RNA from Serpula lacrymans var. lacrymans S7.9, 1800 nucleotides. RefSeq lists its product as uncharacterized. Gene Ontology annotation, biological process: carbon catabolite repression of transcription. Bases 1 to 1800 code for a protein of 599 amino acids. NCBI's taxonomy places the organism in Eukaryota, Fungi, Basidiomycota, Agaricomycetes, Boletales, Serpulaceae. The record is from RefSeq and is a predicted model, not a curated record. Gene Ontology annotation, molecular function: protein binding. The transcript is spliced from 10 exons. Gene Ontology annotation, cellular component: cell tip; cell division site; nucleus.
AUGGAGAACGAACUGACAUUCGUCGCUCCUGAAGGCGUAUAUUCCGUUAUCGAAGAACACAAGCCUCUCAUAAUUCCCGCCCAUUCUGUUAGUGCAGCUUCACCUAUAUACCCAACACGUCUUUCCACCAUUACCGUUCGAUUUCCUGGAACAAAACACGGAGCAACUCCGGGACUUGCACAGCUGCUAGGAGGAAACAAGGAUCUCAGAAGAGACAAAGCUCCAAAGGACGACGUUGUCAGCUUGUCCAGCAGUGAUACUCCCGAGAAUAGCUUUGCAGACACGUCAAAUUUACCAGGACUUGAUACUUCUCAAAAUUCCACAUCAUAUCAAGAACAACGUCCUCUGUUCUCCCACUCAGCCAUUGGAGGAAAGAAGAAGCCUGUUUCUCGCCCGAAACAGAACCUACGGACAACAUCUUCAACUUUUAUCACACGGGUGCAGAGUACAGAAGGAUUAAGCAGAACACUACAAUCCAAGCAGGGUGAAGUCACGUUCUUGUUUUAUAAUACGGGCAAAUCAUUCUUAUGGGUGGAGGUCGGCUCAAAGGCGAAAGAAGCGCUGACACGGAUCAGCUUUUCAGCACACCCUACAUGUCAUGAUGUGAAUACUACAACUGCAUCACCAGAACGCCUCGAUGUUAUUAUUGGCUUUAGUUCCGGCGACUUGAUCUGGUUUGAUCCCAUAUACCACCGCUACGGACGUCUUAAUAAACAGGGCUGCAUAUGCAGUGCCGCGUGCACUUCUGUGCGCUGGGUGCCAUCCUCAACAUCUCUUUUCAUGGUUUCGUAUGCCGACGGGACAAUGAUUGUGUACGAUAAGGAACGUGAAGAUGGUGUUUUUACUCCCCAUAAUCCAAACACCCAUAUUACUACCUCUCUGUCAGAUCCUUCUACUUCACAACAGGCUCAAUCUUCUGAUGCAGAUUGGAACCCACUAGCCAACAUCUUCGUCACUACACCGCCUUGGCAUCCAGUGUCGGCGACUGGGGGACCAAUGCCCGCUAGGGUUGAUAAGGAUAAAGCUAAAAAUCCCGUCAGCCAUUGGCGUGUUUCUUUGCGUCGUGUAGUAGACUUUGUAUUUUCCCCUGAUACCAAGUUGCAACAUAUAGCAGCUAUCUCAGAGGACGGGUGCCUCAGAGUCAUUGAUGCACAAGCAGAGCAACUUGUCGAUUGUUAUGCAUCAUAUUUCGGAUCGCUGACAUGCGUGUCGUGGUCACCAGACAGUCGUUUUAUAUUGACAGGAGGACAAGAUGAUCUAUUGACGAUCUUCUCGCCUUGGGAACAACGCGUAGUGGCACGAUGCCAAGGACACUCGUCAUUUGUGUCUGCUGUUGCUUUUGACGAUGUUCGAUGUGACGGGCGAACAUAUCGAUUUGGCAGUGUAGGCGAAGACAACAAGCUCAUAUUGUGGGAUUUUUCAAGUAGUGCUCUCCAUAGGCCAAAGCUCCAAGCAACACAUCAUCCGCGGAUAUCAAUGUCAUCCACCAUAUCGCUUGCAUUCCGUCGAUCUACUCUUCAUUUACCUGCACCAGCUGGAACAGAUGCAUCGUCCCCAUCGUAUCGGUAUCAUUCUGCCCCAUCAAGAAAUGAAGUCUCUGUGGUUCAACCCGUUCUGGUAAAAAAUAUCGAUAGCGAUAUUCUCACUGCUAUCUCGUUUCUUCCACGCGCACUCCUUACAGCAGGGAAGAAUGGGCACAUCAAAUCGUGGAUUCGCCCUCUUGCCAUGAAAUCGCGGCACUUGAAGCACGGUCACCACCGGGGGCCUUCUAUUACGGACAUACAGGACAUAGUUGCUUAA